GUGAAACACUGAAACUGGUGUUUCGCUCGUAACCUUAAAAUCUUGUUGAAAACAAAUAGUUCUCUCUUUUGGCGUUCUUAGCCUGCCCUCGUGUAACAAUCUUGUAGUCCUGUGCAAAAGCGGCACAAUGGGUAAAAUUAUGAAAUCUGGUAAAAUCGUGCUGGUGUUAUCUGGUAGAUACGCAGGCCGAAAAGCUGUCAUUAUGAAGACCUAUGAUGAAGGUACAGCAGAAAGACAAUAUGGUCAUGCGCUGGUUGCUGGUAUAGAUCGUUACCCUCGGAAGGUAACCAAACGUAUGUCACAGGAAAAAUUAAAAAAACGAUCUAAAAUCAAACCUUUCCUGAAAGUGCUCAAUUACAACCACCUUAUGCCAACUAGAUACUCUGUACAAGAUGUAACAGUAGACAAGGUUUCACCUAAAGAUUUAAAAGAUCCUAUGAUUAAAAAGAAAUACCGUUUCCAGACCAGAGUUAAAUUUGAAGAGAAACGUAAACCGGUCAAAACUUCACAUGCAUCCCCACCACAGGCCCUGUAUACUUGACGGCAAACGUGCCGUCUUYUACAACCUAAAAUUGGUGACCAAUCAUAGAGUGAGUAUACUCAGCUAAGGAGUCUGGAUGUCAUUCUGUGUUUCAUUUGGAUAYGCCAAAGCGGUGCAUUCUUAUUCUGGAUAGAGUAUAAGUUAUAUUGAACAAAUUGCUUGAUAUAAWAACGUGCGCUUUUAACUUCAAAAACAAUUGUGGUUUUAACAUURUGAUUAUUUUAUAUACAAUACAUAGUACAUUUUAAAAUUUAUCGAGUAUCAGCCGAUUACUAUAUGACAAACCUAACCACUAAUAGCUCGUGAGUCUAAGCAAUGUAACAUGUAUAGAUUUGUAUUCCUUAAUUUAAUGCCUCACUUUCUGAUAUAUGGUCAUUCAUAUUUAUAUUUUUUAACAUUAAAAUCAAAUUCUAGACAUGA
Molecule: messenger RNA, 961 nt
Organism: Diuraphis noxia (Russian wheat aphid)
Lineage: Eukaryota; Metazoa; Arthropoda; Insecta; Hemiptera; Aphididae
Product: ribosomal protein L27
Biological process (GO): translation
Cellular component (GO): ribosome
Molecular function (GO): structural constituent of ribosome
Source: RefSeq, a predicted model, not a curated record